CGCCUGCUCGCUCUAUUCCAGUAAUCAUAUCCCACUCUGGAUUCGUUGGGAAUACCGUGACUAUUUAGCACGGGCCAGAAAUCGAAAGAAACUGGAUUAUUGGACACAUAUAACCGAAACAACACUGAAGAGGCUUUUUUGCUACAUCGGAGAUUUACAUUCAUAAAGGAUAAAAGCGAAAAGGAAGGAAGGAAGGAAGUGAUGUUUGGUUGGAGUCCAAAAGCUACACACACAGGACUGAAUGUACCCUCUCCAGUGAGGACGUCCUCUGUCUGUGCCGUGGCUCUCAGGAUGUCCAGUAUGGCGUCGCAGUAGUGGAGAGAACAACCACCUUAGGAUCUGUUUACAGGAACUCACCCAGCUGAUCACUAUGCUUUGCUUAAAUGUCAGUGCAAGCUCAAAGCCUAACUGUAGGCCCAUCUGGCUCAUCUGUGUUCUCCUGGGCCUCUCAGCUAUUCAUGUCAAUGCCCUUCCUUUGCCCCAGCAGCUGAGCCUGUCAGCUGACAUGUCUACUCAGCAACUAUCCAUAUCAUGGCUGGGAGGUUCAGCCACAACCUUUGACCUCAUGAUUCUAAGAACUGAACUAAAUGAAAGUAUCUUCUAUGAGACCGUUUCUGUGUCAGAGAAUCAGCUGAGUGGUCAGCACCAGUAUAACUGGACCUCAGUUGAACCUCUGGAGUGUACCUCGCUGUCGGUCAAAAUCCGCUCAAGAGAUGGUCAGACAACGAGUGAAUGGAACACUGAGAUACUUGAAGGAAGCGAUCUGCCCAGCAAUGAGAAUUUCCAGAUGUACCCGCAGGACAAAGUUGUACCUGUAGGGGGCAACACCACCUUCUGUUGCAUUGUGAAAGAAGGGCAGAGCUUUGGUAACAUGCGCUCUGGCAACACAGUCAUGGACGUGACGCGACUGAGUAGACGAAGCUACGCCGCUACAGUGGUUAAUCAGGGACCAUCUGACAGGACAGGAACCAAUAUCCUCUGCUACAGCUCAGUGAAUGUACUGACCGGAGCUGUUGUGUUUGUUGGAUAUCCACCGCUGCCCAGUGAUUUUGUGUGUGAGACUCGUGACUUGACCUCAGCUGUGUGCAUAUGGAACGAAGGACGAGACACACAUUUGCAUGGCAAACGAGAGACACGCUACUCUGUGAACAAUAGAACCUGUGGUGGUUACCGGCUACAGGAGAAGCGGAAACUGUGCACUUCAGACCAGUGGGAGGGUAACUGGACACUGGUGGCUGAGAAUGGUCUUGGCAAAUACAGCCUCACUGACGUGGCCAAACUCAGUCACAGAGUGCAUCUAGUCGCACCAGCUAAUAUGAACUCAGUGGUCCAUGCCUGGAAUGCCACUGUGCAAUGGCAGUGGCAGUAUGACAAAUAUUCCUCCCUGGCUCUAGUCUGCCAAGUAGAGCUUACCUGUAAUGGACACAAAACAAUACGUACCUUCUCUGGGAUGGGACUGCGGUCAGUGCUUCUGUCAGACCUGUAUCCUGAUGAGGAUCACAGUGUUCGAGUCUGCUGCGGUGCCCAGCAAAAUUUCUGGAAGUGGGGAGAUUGGAGCAGGCCAUUUUCGUUCAGAACCACCAUUACUGAUCCAGAUUCACCUGAUGUGUGGGUGUGGAUGAACAAAGACAACACUGGGUUGGUCGUUUGGAAGCCUCUUACUCAAAGACAGCGCCAUGGUCCGCUCACUGGUUAUAAUGUUACUUUCUGGAGCCCUGAAGAAAAUAUAUGGCACACGCAGACCUUUUCAGAGGAUACUUCUUCUGCUCCAUUCAACUUCACACAGAUCGCUAACUUCAGCGGUGACAGGGUCAUAGCAACUGUGAUUGCAAAGAACCCUUGUUGUGUGUCUCAACCUGCAAAUGUACUUAUACCUCUACGUUUGACAGAAGUGGAGCCUCUGGCUGUGUCCAGAGUGGUUUAUAUGAAUAGCGGUUUCCCUCUGUUCUGGAAAAGUGAUGCCAACGCCACCUGUGGUUAUGUUGUUGAAUGGUAUGAGGCUUCCUGUACGUUGGACUGCCCUGUGGAAUGGAUCAAGGUUGCAGCUGGAAACAAUAAUGUCUCUGCUCAGUCAGCCAACUUCCAGCCAGGUGUGAGGUACAACUUUUCCCUGUACAGCUGCUCCUCCGGUCCCCCGCUUCAGCGCUGGCAGGGGUACAUGCAGGAGCUGGUCCCUUCCAGUCCUGUCUCCCUGUCAGCCCAUCAGCAGGACUCUAAUAUUCUCCUCACAUGGGCAGAGAUCGACAUGGUCAACAGAGGGGGCUUCAUUUUGGGCUACAACAUUUACAUCAGUAAUGGCUCCCAGCUCACACUUCUUGCCAACCUAUCAGACGUGGGAACCAGAAACUACAAAGUCAAAGGUUUCUCCGAGGGCUCCUAUAAAUUUACUGUCAAGGCUUACACCUCAGCAGGCGAGGACACAGGAGCUACUGCCUCUGUAACGCUGGAGCCAUACGCUGAUUGGCUGAUCCUGGAAAUCUUGACUUCUUUGGGAAUCACAGCCUUAUUCCUGGUGAUUGUCACCUUCAUUUGCUACAAGAAACGGAAAUGGGUGAAAAAGGCAUUUUAUCCCGACAUACCUGAGCCAAAGCUGAAUGGUGGCUGGUCCAGGACACAGGGGCCAUUGGAUGUGAAGCCGUCUCCCCACAUUAUGGUCCAUGUUGUAGAAAAGCCGGAGUGGGAUUCUAGUAAAGAAAUGCUAGUCGCCAUUCCUGAAGAAGACGAGGAUGAAGAAGGGCAGAGGAUAGGAAACGAGCCAGUUGACACAGAUGAGCCAGCUUCUUUACGCUACUACAACCAAGUGGUAGAUGAACGGCCCAUAAGGCCACGUUUCCCAGACUCCUCUGCUUCUUCUGCGUCUUCACUGGAUUCAGCACGUACGGAUGUGACGUACACAGGGAUUCAGACCUCAGGGUCUUCUUUGGUCUGGCCACAGGAUCCACAGGGCUCCUCUGAUGGCCACCAACCCCAAGCUGAUCUGUCCAUCAGCUGUGGAGGAGGAGGAGGGGGUUACCAGCCCCAGAUGCAACCUAGAGCCCAGGGUGAAGACAUGGGCCUCGCUUCACCUGAGCCUUCCAUAGAGCCCCAGGCUGCCAGUGCAGGGGGCUACAAACCACAGAGCUCCUGGCAUUUUGACUCCCCUGUGGAGGCCGGGGAAAGUAGCAGCCUUGCGCCCUCCCUUGGGUCCCCCACCUCCAUUGGUUCCACUCAGUUCCUCCUCCCUGAGGGAGAGGAACAUGCAGAAGAGAAACGCCAGCUGUCCUCAUCUGCAGCAACCUGGUUCACAAACCUGCUGUCAUCCUCAAAACCAUGAUAUCAUCUCUCUCUCUCUCUCUCCCCCAGCCAGGCCAGGGGGGCUAACAUAUAACUUUCAGAUUCUUUACUCUUACCUUACCAGUGUCAUGCAUCAGACAAGCCUUGCCCACAGGGUACGUGUAAAUACCCACUCUGAUGUGGCACUACAUUCUUACAGUUGCACUUUCACAGCAGGUUAAUAUGCUAUUUCAGACCUUUGUUCCAACCAUACAGAAACACAUAUGGAGUUAAUUUACUUUUAAACACAGAAAAUAUCAAAAUCUGUAUAUUUUUAUGUCAAAACACUUCUAUUCUGACCACAAGUCUCAUCAAAAGAUUUCUUGAUUUCUGUCGUGUUUGUUGCACCCCCUGGCCACAUGGUGGCAGUUGUGUUCCCUUAACUGCCUUUUCUGUGAAUCCCUCUAAUGGGCAUUUAACAAUGGCAUAUUCUGUAUUUCAGUUGAGUAUGUCCAGUUUUUAGCUUGCAUAUCAGAUGUUUUUAUUUUUUGUGAUGUGAACUAUACUACAUUAGAGAAGAAGACAGAAGGCAAAAUCAUUUCAAACCAAAUCAUAACAUACCAAUAAUAAAAGACAAUUUUAGAAAAACGAUGCAAAAAAAACAAAAACAAAACCGUUUCAGUUCUCAUUAGUUUCCAUGUCUUCUGCUGAUGAGCUACUGAAGGGAAAUGAAAGCAAUGUAUUUGGCUAUGAAAGUCAAUUCCAAGGUAGCUUCCAUCCUUGCAGAUGUGAUCUGUUUUUCACGUAUUGUCUGAACAGUGAGAUUUUGGUUGAUAGAUGCACUUAUAAAGAACAGUCAUUAUUUUACACCAACACAGAAGUGGUGCUUUCUAUUAUGGUCUGGAAUUGUGUGAGAGUCUGAUAUAAGCUAAAGCAUGAGUACAAACUGAUGUAAUUUAAUGAAUGAACACUAUUGUGUUAUUUUUUUAGUGUUUUUGUUGUUAUUUUGUCUUCAUUUAUAAUUUUCUUUCGAUGAUACGUGUUACAGUCAAGCCAGUGUUCUUUUUUUCCCCCCCAUAUAAUGAAAUCUGAUGUGUUGCACAUUAUCCUCAACUGGAUGAUUGGUAUUGAAUUAUGACGGCUAACUCGGAUGGGUAAUUAUCAGAUAAGUUGCCUUGAUAAAUGUAAUGCUUCCAGUAAUUUGCGUCAUAUCAUCUGUCACACACUGCCUUUCUCCUAAAUGUUAUGUAAAAGGAAAAAUAAUAUGUUGCAGAAAUACAGUUCUGAACUGAUCAGAAAUCUACUGGAUGGGUCACAUUGAGUUUUGAGUAUGUAUGUGUAAUGUACAAUGUACAAAAGAUACUCAUUUUGAUCCAUUUUAUUUUAUUAUGUGCUGGAAUUUCUAAACUUUGAUUACGUUCUAAUUUCCAUUGGUGUUACUCUCAGCUCUCGUUUUUUUUUUUUGUGUUUUCAAGACCAGUGAGAUGAUUUGAUGUUGAUUUGCUGUGCUCUGGAGCUUAGAGAUUUAUUUUAAGAGAGAUCAAAAUCUAUAAUACAAGUAUUUUAUUUUAAUUAAAAUAGGACUACUUAUCUUUUAGUUGCAAAUGUUUCCUGAAGUCUCUUAUUAAUUUGUUUUAAUUGGAAAAGGUGAACAAGGGGAAAGCAUAUAUUGGGAGAUUAUGGAGAAUUUCCAGAGAAUACUAUGAGUCAGAUUUUAUUGACAGAAACAUUUGGAAAUUACUUGGUGAAUAUGUGUGACUUGACAGCACUUUGCCAUCUCUAUAAAUGUGUCAAACACAGGCCACUAGUUGCCCAAGUACAGUCGUCAUUCUUCAUUUGCGUCAUUAUGCAAAUUUCCAAAGUAGAAACCAGUGGUAACCAGGAUUUUUUCUUAUUGUAUGCAGUCAGGCCCUGGCUUGCCUGUGUGGCAGCUUGUGGCCCAUUGUUUCUCAGUGCCUCCAGCCAACAAGCUUUAAUUAAAACUACUGUGACAUGAAAGAUGACUUAGAUUAACUAUAUUCAAUGGCUUCACUGAUGAACUGAUAACAGGCAGGCAGCCCUCUUUGAUUACUGAGAAAAGUGUAUCCCUACUUUCUCUUUGUCUUGUAACACUGAUCUUAAUUAGUCAAAUCUGAAAAGCUACACUCUGUACCUGAGUAAAGAAUGAUCCAGCCAGUUGCACUGGGGGAGAUCAGUGAUGAUUUCAAGGCAGAGGUAAAGGAUGGCAAUAGUUUUUUUUUUUUUUUUUUUUUUUUGUAUUACACAUGGAUGCAGAUUGUUUCCUUUGAAGCCUACUUCUUCAAACAAGCAGGGCUUUGGAGCGUAACCUAUGAACGCUAUGUGUUACAUGCUUUUAUGUUGAUUUAGAUCAACAAAAUGGCACGUUUUUAUUUUUCCUCUAAAUCUUUGUUUUUUUUUUUUAUACAAACUGUAGAUAACUUCUUUUUUCUUUUUUUCCCCCUUAAAAUACAAAAUCUUAUAUUGUUUUACUUUGGAAAUAGAAGAUUUCCUAUACUACAACAAGUAGAGUUAUGUUGACUAACCAGCUUUCUCGAGAGAAUAAAAGCAAAUGUCCGUGUUGAUGACACCAGAUAUAUAGAGUCCUAUGAAAUGUAAAGGUAUCACACUGUAUAUUUGUUGUGUGAUUAAACACAUGGAAUGCUUUUUAAAUGUAUUAUAAAUCAUGUAAACUGAAUUAGAAUUGUGACGCUGUCUUCUUAUAACAGUUUAGCCUGCUUUGCAUUCCUGUCUUAUCACAGCAGUGUUGCUUGGCACGACACAUUCUAAGCAGGGCCAGAGUACCCACUGUGCAGAUUUUUACACAGCAACAGAUGACAUGUAAUUUAACAAGAAACCGUUAUUUUUUUUCCGUUGUCCAUGCACAUUUUUAAUUGGGACUAUAUUUAAUUCUGUAGAUUUUGUGGUUUAUACAGCAAUGGACACUUAUUGCCUCUGCACAUCUCUGGUUCUAGCUUUUUUUUUAUUUUUUUUGCAAAAUCGGUGCAUGCUGUAUGAACUAUUACUACAGAAGAAUAGCUCGUAAAUCCUUUAAAUUCCAUGUUUAUGUUACUCUGUGGCUUUGAAAUGCUAACACUGACUAACGUUGUGCGUGACAACAGGACUGAAACAUUGUGCACCUGAAAAAAUCUUUCUUUUGAACAUGCUUUAAAUUUCAUGAUAUUUUGCAGAAUAUUUUGCUAUUUGUGAUGAUGAAUAGAGACAAUGAAAUGCUUCUCAGUGGAUUAAUACAUGUUAACACGAAUAACACGAACUGAAAUGCUACUUGUGUAAAGGCAAUAAAGUUACUGGUAGGCCGCUUGUCAGUUUUAAGUGUCU
Scatophagus argus is the source of this 6588-nucleotide messenger RNA. It is a transcript of the gene lifra, whose product is annotated as LIF receptor subunit alpha a. The record is from RefSeq and is a predicted model, not a curated record. Bases 371 to 3313 code for a protein of 980 amino acids. The transcript is spliced from 19 exons. Lineage: Eukaryota; Metazoa; Chordata; Actinopteri; Scatophagidae. Gene Ontology annotation, molecular function: protein binding.